AUGGAAGAUAGAAUUGUAAAUAUUCUUACUAAUAAUUAUAGUUUAACUAUAGAUAAAUUAAUUGUAUUAGAAGGUGGUUAUUAUCCUGAUGAAACAUAUUUAUUAAUUACAACUAAUAAAAUCGAAUAUAUUAUUAAAUAUAUUGUAUAUUGUCAUAGUUUUGAAUAUCUUGAAUCGAUUUUAAAAUUUCAAAAUAUUCUACAUGAUUUAUAUGAAUAUCCAUGUGCUCAAAUAAUUCUAUCUAAAAAUGAACAAAUUCUUCUUAAAGAUAAUAAUCGAUUGUUUUUUGUUCAAACAUUUAUUCGAGGAAUAGAACCAACAAAAGAAAUACUUGAUAAAGAUGAUAAUUAUUUAUAUCAUAUGGGUUAUCUUUUAGGACAAUGGAGAUUAGCUUCGAAAAAUUAUUUAUCUAAUAAUAAUAUAAAACAAGAAUGUGAAGAAUUUACAAAUCAAUGGUGGGAAAAACAAAAUAUUUCUACAGUUGAUGAUACUUUUCUCUUAUCGAAUUUGUUUGAAUGUAAACAAAAACUGAUUAAUUUAAAUGAAACUUUUGAACGUGGUCUUAUUCAUAAUGAUUUUCAUACAAAUAAUUCAAUAGUGAGAAAUGAUCAAAAAAUAUUUAUUAUUGAUUUUGUUGAUGCAUGUCAAUCAGUAUUUAUAGCUGAUUUAGCAACAUCUCUUUUUCAUUUAUUAAUUGAUCAACAAAAUGGAAAACAUCGAGCAAAACUAUUUUUAAAUGGAUAUCAACAAAAAGUACAAUUAUCCAUCGAAGAAAUCAAUAUUCUCGAUAUAUUGGUUCGAUUAAAAUUAACUAUGAGUAUCAUUGAAGAUUUACAUAAUUUAGAUGAUCCAAAUGAUUCUUUCAUUCAAUCUUGUUUUCAUUUAUUACAUACACUUAAAAAUGAUUCGACAUUAGUGAAAAAUUUAAUAUAA
Messenger RNA from Adineta steineri, 933 nucleotides. Lineage: Eukaryota; Metazoa; Rotifera; Eurotatoria; Adinetida; Adinetidae. The record is from the annotation of a GenBank genome assembly.